Ostreococcus lucimarinus CCE9901 is the source of this 762-nucleotide messenger RNA. RefSeq lists its product with no specific name. Gene Ontology annotation, biological process: CAAX-box protein processing. The transcript has a single exon. NCBI's taxonomy places the organism in Eukaryota, Viridiplantae, Chlorophyta, Mamiellophyceae, Mamiellales, Bathycoccaceae. Gene Ontology annotation, molecular function: metalloendopeptidase activity. The record is from RefSeq and is a predicted model, not a curated record. Gene Ontology annotation, cellular component: endoplasmic reticulum membrane. Bases 1 to 762 code for a protein of 253 amino acids.
AUGCGCGCGCUGGGCGUCGCGUGCGCGUGCGCGCUCGCGCUCGCGUACGUCGCGGCGCUGUUCGCGACGACGGCGAUCGACGACGACCGAGACGACGCGCGGGUCAUGAAACGGCGCUUUGCGUCGCUGAGCGUCGUGUGCGCGCUCGCGUGGGCGCCCGCGCGCGUCGCGAGCGACGAAACGAUGACGCUCGACGCUUGGCGUCGAACGCUCGGGCUCGCGCCGCCGUUAGGGGAGGCGCGAGCGGUGGCGUACGGGAUGAGCGUGGCGCUCGCGGCGACGCUCGGCGAGACGGCGGCGCGCGCGAGAGAAGGACGACGAGACGGACGACGGACGAGGCGGACGACGCUCGCGGCGUUCAGGGAUUACGCGCACGCGCCGCUGUGCGAGGAGUGGUGCUUCAGGGCGUGCGCGCUGGCGACGCUGAUGCGAUCGGGGGCGAGCGCGGCGAGCGCGAGCGCGCUCUCGAGCGCGCUCUUCGGCGCGGCGCACGCGCAUCAUUAUUUCGGCAUGCGCGCCAAGGGCGCCGACGCUCGAACCGCGCUUCGCGCGUCGGCGACGCAGUUCGCGUUCACGUUCGCCUUCGGGCUCGCGGCGUGUCGCGUCUUCUUGCGCCGCGAGUCGUUAUCCGCGGCGACGGCGUGUCACUGCGUCUGCAACUACGUCGGCGCGCCGUCCGCGCGCGCCUUUCGCGACGCCCGCGCCGUCGCCGCGUCCGCGCUCGGUGUAUCGUUAGCCUUAGUUUUGUUAGUCUUCGCGUGA